Molecule: messenger RNA, 2168 nt
Organism: Struthio camelus australis
Lineage: Eukaryota; Metazoa; Chordata; Aves; Struthioniformes; Struthionidae
Gene: HNRNPUL2
Product: heterogeneous nuclear ribonucleoprotein U like 2
Cellular component (GO): nucleoplasm; membrane
Molecular function (GO): protein binding; RNA binding
Source: RefSeq, a predicted model, not a curated record
AGCCCGCGGGAGGAAGGCCCCAGCGGCGACGAGGCCGUGGCCGCCGAGGCCAAGGAGGAAGGCGCGCAGGCCGCGGAUGAAGAUGACAAGUCAAAACCAGCAGGCUCCGACGGAGAGCGGAGAGGAGUUAAGAGACAACGCGAUGAAAAAGAUGAGCAUGGACGUGCUUAUUAUGAGUUCCGAGAGGAGGCUUACAACAGUCGGUCCAAGUCUCCCCCACCGCCAGAAGAAGAACCGAGAGAAGGAGAAGAUGAUGAAACUGUUGUCAUCCUGGACACAUAUACUUCUGACCUCCACUUCAAAGCCAGCAAAGAUCGCUAUGGGGGACAGCCUCUCUUCUUUGAGAAAUUCCCUUCCCUUUGGUCUGGAGCAAGGAGCACUCAUGGAGUGACCAAGGGGAAAGUCUGCUUCGAGGCGAAGGUGACACAGUAUCUCCCCGUAAAGGAAGGCAGUACGGAGGUCCCCCUCUUUCGCGUUGGAUGGUCUGUGGAUUUCUCUCACUCACAGCUAGGGGAGGAUGAGUUUUCUUAUGGCUACGAUGGACGAGGGCUGAAGGCCGAAAAUGGGCAGUUUGAGGAGUUUGGCCAACCCUUUGGGGAGAAUGAUGUGAUUGGCUGCUUUGCUAACUUCGAGAAUGAAGAGAUGGUGGAGCUGUCCUUCUCCAAGAAUGGGGAGGAUAUGGGGGUGGCCUUUCAGAUCAGCAAGGAAUCCCUUGCUGACAGAGCCCUCCUGCCUCACGUGCUGUGCAAAAACUGCGUGGUCGAGCUGAACUUCGGUCAGAAGGAAGAGCCCUUCUUCCCCGUUCCUGAGGAUUACGUGUUCAUUCAUGCUGUCCCAGUCGAGGACCGAGUGCGCACCCCGCUUCCCCCCAAAACCACAGAGGAGUGCGAGGUGCUGCUGAUGGUUGGGCUGCCAGGGUCGGGGAAGACCCAGUGGGCACAAAAACACACCGAGGAGAACCGAGAGAAGCGAUACAACAUCUUGGGGACAGAGACUGUCCUACACCAGAUGAGAACGAAAGGCCCGGAGGAGGAAGAGAUGGAUGCCAAGAGCAGAGACCUGUUAAUCCAGCAAGCUGCUCAGUGCCUUAGCAAGCUGGUUCAGAUUGCUCCCAGAGCCAAAAGAAACUUCAUUCUUGACCAGUGUAACGUGUACAACUCUGGGCAGCGACGGAAGCUGCUUGCCUUCAAGGGUUUCUCCCGCAAGGUGGUUGUGAUUGUUCCCAACGAAGAAGACUGGAAGAAGAGGCUGGAGCUGAGGAAAGAGGCUGAAGGGGAAGACGUCCCUGAGUCAGUGAUGCUGGAAAUGAAAGCUAACUACUCUCUGCCAGAGAAGAACGACUACUUAGACGAAGUCAUCUAUGGAGAGCUCACAAAGGAGGAGGCCCAGCCUCUGGUCACCAAAUACAAGGAGGAGGCCAGAAAACUGCUCCCUCCUUCUGAGAAACGGGCAAACCGUCGCAAUAACCGCAACAAGCGUAACCGCCAGAACCGCAACCGCGGCCAGGGCUAUGUUGGUGGGCAGCGCCGAGGUUACGACAAUCGAGUCUAUGGACAGCAGCAGUACUGGGGACAGCCUGGAAACCGAGGAGGUUACCGCAACUUCUAUGACCGAUACAGAGGGGACUACGACAGAUUCUAUGGACGUGACUAUGAGUACAACAGAUACCGAGAUUACUACAGGCAGUACAACCGGGAGUGGCAGAACUACUACCAAGACAGAGACCGAUACUACAGGAACUACUAUGGAUACCAAGGGUACCGGUGAAAUCCCAGCCGUCUGCACCCUUCAGCCAAGCAGCUGAAUCUUGUGGAGGUGUCUGCCACUUCCCAAAACACAACCAAUGGAAACAGGGCUGUUGGGGGGAGAGCAGCGGCGGGGGGAGGGGGGAGGAAAAAAAGAAACUGUAAAUUUUUUUUUAAAGUUUGUUGAAAAGAAUAUUGUCUUAUUCUAUAAAACAUUUCAAAUCUAUUUAGAUAUUUGUAAUCAAAAUGUUUGCGCAGAGAGAGCAGCACUUAGCGCUGCGUGUCCUGUACCCUGUGAUUGGGCAGGAGAACUACGUACCCUUUAACAACAUCCUAGAGCAGCUGGACUGGCAGCAGGACAGGGAGGAGCAGGGUUUGCAAGACGCGCUCAAUGAUGGGAACUGAACAUGUAAGAACCGGGAG